Magallana angulata is the source of this 3180-nucleotide messenger RNA. Its product is annotated as tyramine receptor Ser-2-like. The transcript has a single exon. Gene Ontology annotation, biological process: G protein-coupled receptor signaling pathway. NCBI's taxonomy places the organism in Eukaryota, Metazoa, Mollusca, Bivalvia, Ostreida, Ostreidae. Gene Ontology annotation, molecular function: G protein-coupled receptor activity. The record is from RefSeq and is a predicted model, not a curated record. The coding region runs from base 1134 to 2063 and encodes 309 amino acids. Gene Ontology annotation, cellular component: membrane.
GGUGAUAAGUAAAGUCACGUAAUAUGUAAACGAGUCUUGUCCUUAUUCAUCCAUGUACAUGUUGUCUAUGGUACCAAGGUCCACCCAUUCUGUUCAUUUUUAUUCAGGACGAGGUUUAAUUGGAAGGACAUAGUCACAAACCUGAACGAAAUUCACUGUUACAGGAUGUACGAAAUCAUCAAUCCACACGGGGAAAAAUUGACCCUAAGAACUUACAAUCUACAGAGCCACCAAAGUAUUCAACAAUUAAGUGGGUCAUUACUCUACGAAGAAAAAUGACCAUCGGUCAAUAUCAUACAUGGAUCACUUUUCGUGGUUAUACCGACCGUUGAGAAGGUUUCAGUCUCGUAUCAGGUAGAUAAUAAGUAAUGCCGAUUGGGUAUUGUUUAAUGGGACUGAAAAUGAACAAAAAUAUAACAAAAACAAUUAGAAAGCUGAAACAUUUGAUAUACUUUUCAGCAACAAGAUCAAGAACAUUUCGUUACAUUUUGAAAUCUAUAGAGUACAUUUUUCAUAAUUUGUGAUUUCUCUGUUUUCUGUCAUUUACUUCCAGGAACGGGGUUUUCAUCUAUGAUAAACUAUUACUGAUUGCGUAUUUUGUUAAAUCAAUUAAUGACUUUUCCAUUUGCAAUCAAUAUGAAUUAUUUUUAUGUAAGAUGUAAAACAGCAUAUAACGAAUGGACAAAUAAUAGAAACGUAUUUAAACGAUAUAUUCAUAACGUAAAAUCACAAUCAAUGCAUAAUAAAAAAAAACCGUAAUACUCAGUACUGGUUAGUUAUACAAUGUAGAGCAAACCAAUUGUUCUAAACCAAUUACAAGAGGUAUACGAUGGGCUUAUCACCGGACGGUGACACUUUAAUGCUCCUGUUAACAAGGUUAAGUCUUCUGUUGAUCUCUAGGUCUGUUGCGCUGUAACAAGUCCUGCUAUCCCUUGACUCGUCCAAACAGCGUGAAAAUGGACAACUUUCUCAAUUCGAUAUUCAGAAGUGAUCUAGUGUCUUGCGAAAUGAGCGACACCAUUAGCAGAUAAGUGGUUCUGAACAACGUUAAAUUCAUUAAUGAUAGAGAAAAGAAUGCAGUAUAUGUAUGAUACAAAGUGGUAUAGUAUAUAUUUUAGUAAAAUAUCGGAGCCAUGGUGUAUUUCAACACGACUGGGUCCGACAAAGAAGACCAAAAUACUCUGGACACAAUUCUAACGGCUUUUAACGUUUGUAUAUUUUUGUUGUCUCUUGUUUCCAAUGCCUCUGUGAUAGCUGCUUUCUGUAGGUUUCGCUGUCUGAAUACCGUUCAUGACAAACUGAUCCUGAACCUCUGUAUACUGAACACGGUCAUUUUAACAGGGGUCCCCAUACUUAUCGUCAAACUCCGGAUUUACGACUGGUUGGAAGCCACAAAGUUCAUGUGCUUUUUUCACGUCACAUCAAUAUAUGGCGGACUACUUGCGUCUUUACUCAUUCAAUUCGGCCUUGCAAUAGAGAGAUAUAUCUGCAUCAAGUCUCAACGAAGUAAAAACACACACGAGAAAUAUUUCUGGAUGUAUAUAGUUUUUUCCUAUGCAUUUGGUUUCGGAUUCAUUUCGGUUCCAGCUUUCGGAUGGAAUAACUGGGAGAAGGAGAAAUAUUGCACGUAUUCUACGUUUCCUGUCGUUUUUCGACGAUUGCUCUUUGUUACACCUGCAUUAAUUCUUGUCAUUAACCUGCUGAUGCAUCUAUUGUUAUAUCGCAUAAGCCGUGGCCAAAUUCGACGAAUAUCGGUAAUAACAGGAGGCACGGCGAGAAAAUUGUCAGUACAAACAAGGAAAGCUAAUUACAACGCCGUCACUACAACAUUACUCCUGUCAACUGUGUCGGCUGUGUUAUGGACGCCAUAUUGCACCAUUGUUCCCUUAGCUCAGUAUCUUAAGGUCAGUGAAGGAAAUCUGACGUUUAUAUUCAGGUUUUCCUUCUCAUUAGUAACGUUCAGUUCUCUCAGUAGUCCUUUCAUAUAUUGUAUGAGGAAUCGUCAUUUUAAGAAUAUCAUUCUUUACAUGUUAUCCUUAAAAAAAGACAGGUGUGCGCAUUAAAGACAGUCAUUUGAUGUGUAUUAUAAAAUGAGAGAAUUCAAUAAACGCACACAAGGAAAUGUGUUUAUCAUUAAUGGUAGAGUUAUCAGGUACCGAGGGCAUAUAAAGAACAUGAGUUGCUAAAUAGGCUUUGAACAUGGAGGUCAUAUCGUUCUGAUAUUAAAAUCUUUGAAUGCUAUAUGUUCUGCCGUAUAAUUUCAUUAAUUUGGCUUGAUGAUACGCACUAGUCAACACAGCUGAGGACAGAUUUCAAUUGCAGAAGUUACGGCGUUGUAGUUAGAAAGGAAAUUCCUUGUAAGUUCUUUUUAAAUUUUCGAACACCAUCAGACUACCAAAUCUCUGUUGACUACACGUUAUACUAGAACCAGACUGAGGGACACCUUGCCUAUGCAGAGUAUUUCACUUUCAUAAACUUUUUCUUCAUCCUUAUAUUUUGUCCCGAGUUUCUUCGUCCCAUCGCUUUUUGCAGAAUAUUUCGAUAAUCAUAUAUUGCCUUUUUGCCCAGUGUACAUAUGUUUAUUCCUUCACUAGAAUAAAAAAGUCUGUUUCUGUUUCGAAACACACACUGUAUAUCAUCAGGUUUCAAUGCAAAGCCAAAAAGAAAAAAAAGCCCUAAUAAGUCUACGGGGAUAUUGCAUUGCUAAGAACUUGAAAAGUACCAUGAUGAUUAUAUAUUGACAAAUUUGCGAGGAAUCUUGAGAAUUUCUAUAUGAAUAAAGAAUGCCAGGUUUUCCAAUUAUAAACCCUCGUACGAAAUGUAUUUUUGUUCUUAUGAAUGCAGGUAUACAGAGGGAAGUGUAAAAGAAGAAAUUUAAGAAAGUUUUCUAAAUAUUGAUUUCAAUUGUUUUUCGCCGAGAGGUAUAUUUAAUUUUUUUAAUAAAUCAACGAAACGUGAUGGAAACGGCAAUCUUGGACAGACUAUAGAAGCAAAUGAAGUUGAAGUUGGAAUUUAUAUUACACUAUUAUUGGAAAAAUAAACAAUUGCCAUCAAAAAGAAUCAUUUUAAGACAUGUAGCCAACUGAUCAGUUCACAUGUAAAUGUAAAACACGCCUGCAUACUAGAAUUAAUCUCUUUUAUCUGGCUUAAUAAAAAAAAACACGAACAAAUAACAUUUCU